Candida dubliniensis CD36 is the source of this 432-nucleotide messenger RNA. RefSeq lists its product as uncharacterized. NCBI's taxonomy places the organism in Eukaryota, Fungi, Ascomycota, Pichiomycetes, Serinales, Debaryomycetaceae. Bases 1 to 432 code for a protein of 143 amino acids. The record is from RefSeq and is a predicted model, not a curated record. The transcript has a single exon.
AUGAGUAAAAGGGUGAGAGAAGAAGAAGAAGAAGAAGAAGAAGAAGAAGAAGCAGAAACAGAAGCAGAAGAGAAUUCGCCCUAUAACAGACCAACUGGUGAUCAAUUAAUUUUUUGCAAUUAUCAUCCCUGCUUAAAUCUGGCUUUUGAAAACUAUCAACAAUAUCAUUUACACGUUCUUUCUACUCAUGAACAUACUUGUGAGUCAUGUCAAAAAGUGUUUCCCAAUAAGAACUAUCUUUCAUUACAUAUAGACGAGAACCAUAAUCCACUACUACAGAUAAAACAGGAAAGAGGUGAUAAAAUAUUCAAAUGCUAUACCGAGACAUGUAAGGCGGUUUUUUCCAAUACCAAAGAAAGGGAAGACCAUUUGAUUGAUGUACACAAUUAUCCUAUGAACUAUCCCUUUAAUAUAGUAAAUGAUGGAAUAUAA